Molecule: messenger RNA, 2055 nt
Organism: Asparagus officinalis (garden asparagus)
Lineage: Eukaryota; Viridiplantae; Streptophyta; Magnoliopsida; Asparagales; Asparagaceae
Product: ferrochelatase-2, chloroplastic-like
Exons: 11
Coding region: 164-1804 (546 amino acids)
Biological process (GO): heme biosynthetic process
Molecular function (GO): protoporphyrin ferrochelatase activity
Source: RefSeq, a predicted model, not a curated record
UUUUUUAUAAAUUAUCUGCUGUACAAAUCCCUCCCUAAAAAAUCAUCAAAUAAAAAUAAAAAUAGAAGAAAAAAAAAAUCCACCAUCGUACUUGAAAUCGACCUCCUUUUUUCCCUUUUUUUCUGGAGCUCUAAUUUUCUUCUUCUCUUAAUAAUCCAUUCAAAUGGGGAUAAAAGUAUUGGCCCUUUCCCUUCCCUCUCCAGCCUCUCACUGGGAGAGACUGUCAUCAUCUAAUCAAGCCAGCACACGAGGAGUAAUAGAGAUGGGUGUUUUAGAGCUUGGCUCUUCUAAUCUCACUCAGUCAGCUUCUUUAUCUGCAAGAUGUAUUCCCAGACCAGCAUGUACAACUCAGGCGCCGAACCAAUUACCUGGACAUCAGAUGGAAGUUUGGAAUAGAUCAUCUCGUUUAAAGAAAUCAUUAGUAGCCAAAUAUAACCCAACAUUUCAUGAUCCACCUUCACAUGGCCACAGGAGAUCAUUCGAGACACUUUCAUCAGCUUCGGACGUAGUGAUGACCUCUAAAGCUCAGGAAGUAGCAAGCACACUCCUUACUGGUAAUGAAAAAGUUGGCGUAUUGCUGCUCAAUCUUGGAGGUCCAGAGACCCUUGAAGAUGUGCAACCUUUCUUGUUCAAUCUUUUCGCUGACCCGGACAUUAUUCGACUUCCUAGGAUGUUCCGUUUUCUUCAGAAGCCUUUGGCACAAUUUAUAUCUGUUGCCAGAGCACCCAAGAGCAGAGAAGGCUAUGCUUCCAUUGGUGGCGGUUCUCCACUGAGGCAGAUAACAGAUGCACAGGCAGAAGAAUUGAGGAAGGCCUUGUGUGAGAAAAAUGUCCCAGCAAAGGUGUAUGUUGGAAUGCGUUAUUGGCAUCCUUUCACUGAAGAAGCCAUUGAACAGAUAAAACGGGACGGAAUAACAAAACUUGUUGUGCUUCCUCUUUAUCCACAAUUCUCCAUAUCAACUAGUGGCUCAAGCCUUCGUUUGUUAGAGGGUAUAUUCAGGGAGGAUGCAUAUUUAGUUAACAUGCAGCAUACAGUUAUACCUUCAUGGUACCAGCGUGAAGGAUACAUUAAGGCCAUGGUUAGUUUAAUCGAGCAGGAGCUGCGUAAAUUUGGAUCUCCUGAAGAGGUUAGGAUUUUUUUUAGUGCUCAUGGAGUACCUCUCGCAUAUGUGGAAGAAGCCGGAGAUCCAUAUAAAGCAGAAAUGGAGGAGUGUGUGGAUUUAAUAAUGGAAGAACUGGAAAAGCGAGGAAUCACAAAUGCAUACACCCUUGCCUACCAGAGCCGAGUUGGACCGGUGGAAUGGUUGAGGCCAUAUACUGAUGAGACAAUUAUCGAGCUCGGGCAGAAAGGAGUUAAAAGCCUUCUAGCUGUCCCAAUUAGUUUUGUGAGUGAGCACAUUGAAACCCUUGAAGAAAUUGAUGUCGAGUACAAAGAGCUCGCUUUAAAGUCUGGCAUUGAAAAGUGGGGGAGAGUUCCUGCUUUAGGAUGUGAACCUACGUUCAUUGCAGAUCUUGCAGAUGCGGUAAUUGAAAGUCUUCCUUAUGUUGGAGCAAUGGCAGUCUCAAAUCUCGAGGCUCGUCAGUCUCUCGUCCCAUUAGGGAGCGUGGAGGAGCUACUGGCAGCAUACGACACCAAGAGAGGAGAGCUUCCUCCUCCGGUGACUGUAUGGGAGUGGGGAUGGACCAAGAGCGCCGAGACAUGGAAUGGGCGAGCAGCGAUGUUGGCAGUGCUCGCUCUCUUGGUCUUGGAAGUCACCACCGGCCAAGGCUUUUUGCACCAAUGGGGAAUCCUUCCCUUGUCUUGAUGACAACAAUGAUGGUGAAAUUAAAGGUGAAAAAAAAAUUGUUCGUCUCUUAUCGUUAUAUAACUGUUAUGGAUUUUUCGAUAUGGGUAUUUCUGUUGAUUAUUUACCCUCAAAUGUCUUCAUAACAGUGCUCUAGAAUACACGAAGACAUCGUUAUCAAUUACUAUAUAUUUUAUAUGUACUGGAAUGUGAUACUCAAACUUGCAACAUUUAACCUGGACAAGGAAGCAAUAGUGUUUUUUUAACUUGUU